AUGGAUCUUCGGAAUGCAUCUAUGGUGACUGAGUUCAUUUUACUAGGCUUUUCUGGGCCAUGGGAACUCCAGGUUUUCUUCUUUGUGACGUUCGCCUUGAUCUACGGUGCCACUCUUAUGGGAAACAUCCUCAUUAUCAUCACAGUGACGUUUAGUUCUGCCCUUCGAUCGCCCAUGUACUUCCUCCUGGGAAACCUCUCCUUUCUGGACUUGUGUCUCUCCACCGUUACCACCCCCAAGAUGAUCACAGACUUGCUGGCUGAGCACCGGGCCAUUUCUUUGUGGGGCUGCAUGGCCCAGAUGUUCUUCAUGCACUUCUUCGGGGGUGCUGAGAUGACGCUGCUCAUCACCAUGGCCUUUGACAGGUAUGUGGCCAUAUGCAAACCCCUGCACUACAGGACAAUCAUGAGCCACAGGCUGCUGAGAGGCCUCGUGGUACUGUCAUGGACAAUUGGCUUUAUACAUACCACGAGCCAGAUGGUAUUAACAGUGAACUUGCCUUUCUGUGGCCACAAUGUCAUCGACAACAUAUUCUGCGACCUUCCCCUUGUGAUCAAGCUUGCUUGUAUUGAAACAUACACCCUGGAGCUAUUUGUCAUCGCUGACAGUGGGCUGCUCUCAUUGAUCUGUUUCAUCCUCCUGCUCGUUUCCUACACUGUGAUCCUGGUCACAGUCAGACAGAGGUCAUCUGGAGGGCUCUCCAAGGCUCUCUCCACACUGUCUGCCCACAUCAUUGUGGUCACUCUGUUCUUUGGACCUUGUAUCUUUAUUUAUGCCUGGCCAUUUAAAAGUUUUUCAGGAAAUAAAGUCCUUGCUGUAUUUUAUACUGUUAUCACUCCUUUACUGAAUCCUCUUAUUUAUACCUUAAGAAAUCAAAAAAUGCAAGAGGCUAUGAAAAAAUUACAGGCUCAACAUAUAUUCAAAGAAUAUGAGACAAAUCACACCUGA
Molecule: messenger RNA, 948 nt
Organism: Echinops telfairi (small Madagascar hedgehog)
Lineage: Eukaryota; Metazoa; Chordata; Mammalia; Afrosoricida; Tenrecidae
Product: olfactory receptor 4L1-like
Exons: 2
Coding region: 1-948 (315 amino acids)
Biological process (GO): G protein-coupled receptor signaling pathway
Cellular component (GO): membrane
Molecular function (GO): G protein-coupled receptor activity; olfactory receptor activity
Source: RefSeq, a predicted model, not a curated record